UUUCCUUUUCUGAUGAAAUCACUCCAUCGAAGGGUUGUUAGGAAGGAAGAGAACUGGCGGGGUUUCGCUUCCGUCUUCCUCUCCAACCUUCAAAUCGAUGUACGACUGUCACUGAAACCCUAACCCGCCGACGUUCGCCACCACUAUCCCGUUCCUGCUUCCAAAAAAAAUUUGCGUAUGAAGAAUAUUAUUGAACUCCACAACAAGGGUGAAGAUUGUCGAGCUCCAUAGCUAGGGUUUCAAAGGCAAGGCUGAAAGUUAAUAUCAGGGUCUUCAUAUAUUUCUGAAGCCAAAAUAGUGUAGGGUUGAUAACUCUCUACUCCUGAAAAUCCCAAAUCAGAAGAAAAUGACCGACUACAUUCCCCAAGAUGUGCUAGUCAACAUCUUCAUCAGACUAACCAUAAAAACCCUCUUGCAAUGCACCUCUGUCUGCAAAUCAUGGUACUCCAUCAUCGUAAACCCUAGUUUCAUCGAUUCCCACCUCAAUCGACCACCUACUCAAACCUAUAACAAUGCCCACCACCUUUUGCUUGUGCGGACCUGCUCCUCUGAUGAUGAUGGAGGGAAAGAGCUCUACUCCCUUCACUGUGAUGACGAAUCAUUCGAUGAGUAUGCCAAGCUACACUUUCCAUUCAGUAAGGCUUUUAAUAUGUUCUUUCGGAUAGUUGGAAGCUGCAACGGGGUUCUAUGCCUCACGGACGAUCAGAUGUCAUAUGUGCACAACACAAUUAUGUGGAACCCGGAACCCCUCAAUUCAGAAGUGGGUGAGAUUGCCGAAGCCUACGGUUACCUUCACUUCACACGGAGCGUUUGAUCGUGCAAUUGGCUUCGGCUUUGAUGCUAAGGCCAAUGACUAUAAGGUGGUCAGGAUUGUUUAUCUUCUUGAUUUUGAAUGAGAGGUCCCGCCAGAGAUUGAUUUGUACUCACUGAGCACGGGCACUUGGCGAAACAUUAGCCAUUUGGGUCUUCCUUAUUUGAUUAGUGGAAGGGCAACACAGGCUUAUUUGAAUGGGGCUACUCAUUGGAUUGGAGCCGAUAGGGAAAGGCAAUGCAUGAUGUUUGUGUCAUUCCAUAUGGCUGAUGAGUCGUUUCACAGUAUGUCACUUCCAGCAGGUAUACCAUAUUGGCAUUGGUACCUUAGGCCUGCUGUUAUUCAAGGAUCACUUUCUUUUG
Rhododendron vialii is the source of this 1173-nucleotide messenger RNA. Its product is annotated as F-box protein CPR1-like. Bases 347 to 814 code for a protein of 155 amino acids. The transcript has 2 exons. Lineage: Eukaryota; Viridiplantae; Streptophyta; Magnoliopsida; Ericales; Ericaceae. The record is from RefSeq and is a predicted model, not a curated record. Gene Ontology annotation, molecular function: protein binding.